Cinara cedri is the source of this 442-nucleotide messenger RNA. The record is from the annotation of a GenBank genome assembly. NCBI's taxonomy places the organism in Eukaryota, Metazoa, Arthropoda, Insecta, Hemiptera, Aphididae.
AAAAUGCCCGAAAGUGAUAUCUUAGACAUCGAUUCUCAUUAUACAAUGGAUACGAAAAUAACAAAGAUUGAAUACCAUUCAUAUAUUCCAUAUACAAAUUCAUUUAGAAAUAAUGAUGAAAUACGAAUAAUAGUACAACAGUCAGACGCAUACCCGUAUCUUCAUGAGAGCUUUAUUUAUAUUGUAAGAAAAAUAGCGGAAUCAACUAAAGUCAAUCAUUAUAAUAAUGGUGUAUCACAACUUUCCGAACAAGUAAGAUUUGAAAUUAAUUGAGUGGAAGUGGAUAGAACACGUGCACUUGAAAUAACAAGUUCGAUAAAAGGCUAUUUAUCGUGUGUACCAGACGAAUAUUAUUGUUAUGAAAACGCUGGCUGGACUUUUAGGAACAAUACGGCUAUACUGGAUACUAGUUCAGGAAGUUUUAAUGUAUGUAUUCCGCUGA